Messenger RNA from Erpetoichthys calabaricus (reedfish), 2920 nucleotides. RefSeq names its product ankyrin repeat domain 34C (gene ankrd34c). NCBI's taxonomy places the organism in Eukaryota, Metazoa, Chordata, Cladistia, Polypteriformes, Polypteridae. The transcript has a single exon. Bases 119 to 1732 code for a protein of 537 amino acids. Gene Ontology annotation, molecular function: protein binding. The record is from RefSeq and is a predicted model, not a curated record.
CAAACAUCGUGUUUAUUUCUAACUGUUCAAUGCAUGAAUUAAUACAUACGUGUAUUUAAUUUAAACAGGUCAGUUAAUUAGUGGUGUUAUCGAGGAUCACAAGACGUCGAGCCAAAUCAUGGACGAAUCGCCUGAAGUAAGAACUGAUGGAAAUUCGCUCCUGAAGGCAGUGUGGCUGAGACGUUUAAGGCUCACCAGACUCCUCGUAGAAGGGGGGGCCUACAUCAACGAAAGCAAUGACAGAGGGGAGACGCCGCUAAUGAUGGCAUGCAUGUCCAAACAUGAAGACCAGCAAUGCGUCAGCAGGUACAAGAUGGUCAAGUACCUGCUGGAAAAUAAAGCAGAUCCAAAUAUUCAGGAUAAAACAGGAAGAACCUCCCUGAUGCACGCCUGCAGUGAGAGAGCAGGGCAUGAGGUGGUGGCAUUGCUGCUGGAGAACGGUGCUGACCCCAGCUUGGAAGACCACUCGGGCGCCUCAGCUCUCGUUUAUGCCAUCAAUGCAGAUGACAAAGAAACCCUGAAGCAUCUCCUAGAUGCGUGUAAAGCCAAAGGUAAAGAGGUCAUCAUUAUAAGGACAGACAAGUCUCCCUCUGGCACAAAGACUACUAAACAGUACCUUAAUGUGCCGCCAUCCCCAGAACUGGAGGACAGGUUUACACCAAUGCCCUGUAUGUCUCCAUCUGAUAUUGAACUGAAAACAUCCCCUUCGCCAAACAAUGAUAAAGAGCAAGAAACGAUCUUUAGCUUCCAAACCAAACGUUUGGCUUCUUGCACUUUAGUCACUACAACGACCACUUCCUUUACUACAAAAGUGGCCACAGAACCAGGGUCACCUCCACGAAAGCCUUCCAGUCACAAAAGGGCACGUCUGCCACAACUGAAGAGACUUCAGUCAGAGCCAUGGGGUUUGAUUGCACCAUCUGUCUUGGCGGCUGCUUCAGGUUAUGCGGAUGAUUCGAAAAGAGCUACUUCGGAUGAUGAAAUAGUUUCCAGUAUUAACGGCCUGUCUCUGUCUAAAAGACCUCCUCUAUCUAGACAUAAUAGCAUUGAUAGUAAAGACAGCACGUCCUGCCUCCCCAUGGUAAGUGAGCUUACUGGUCACUUUUCUUCUGUAUCAUCAGCCCCAGCUUCCAGAAAGACUUCUUAUGAGAAGCUCCACUCUCACCACCAGCCUUUGGCCCGGAGAAGCACAGUGCCUGCUGAUCAGGAUGCUGGGACUUCAAACACAGGCCCAAUCAACCUACGUGAAAUGGUCUACAGGAGACGACUUGGCAACGAGCACUACGACUCGGAUUCUCAACUGUAUUCAGAUUCGUUGUCUUUGGAUUCAGGCAAAACACCCCUAGAGAAGAGGAAACAAAAUACCUCACCUUUAACUCUUGCAACUGGCUCACGAGAAUCUCUGGACAGCAUCCCAUGCACCUCUCCAGUGACUGCACGACGGAGGACACCUGGGCUACUAGAGAGACGGGGCUCUGGCACACUGUUGCUGGACCACAUCUCACACACUCGUCCGGGCUUCCUUCCACCAUUAAACAUUAACCCCAACCCGCCUAUCCCUGAUAUCGGGGCAAGCAGCAAAGCCUCCUCACCUCUCACCUCAUGCUGUAGAUCUGUGGUGCCCGCAGUGCCAAGCUCACCAAAGAAAAUCGACCUCCGGUCAAAAAAGAAACUUAUAAGAAGGCAUUCUAUGCAAGUGGAACAGAUGAAACAGCUUUCUGAUUUUGAAUAACUGGAGCUUCGGGACGGGUGGCCAGUCCAAUCUGUUAAAUCCUAGAGGCCAGGUGUUGGCCGAAGCCACUAGGUAUUGGGUAUCGAUAGGAUUGUCACCAUGAAAUGUUGGGUUCUGUUAGAGUUUUAAAGCUUUUUGGAACCUCUCUAGGGUGGGAUUCCUGAAACAUUCGAAGUUGAAGUCUUUUCCACCGUGCUUAAAUGAGUAUUUUAAUGUAAUUAAGACCAGCAUUUAGAAUGUCCAAAAGCAAAGCUUACAUACAGUAGUUAAGAAGGGAGAUGCGCUCAUCUUUAAGUGAUUGACUCAUUAUUUCUAUACCUUACUGCCCUGUAGAACACAAGGUCAGAAAAAUGAUGUUAAAGUUAACAAAAAAAUACUUUAAGCACUCAAAUUUGCAAUAAUUUAUUUAAAGGAUGCAUCUGUGCUAUUAUUGUGCUUAAGGAAGUCAUUUCUCUGUGUAAGCUGGUGUUAGCGGAUAUUAUUUGGUGCCUUCCCAUGACUUAUUAGUUAGUGAAAAACUUUUACCAUUAAAAUGCUUCUAAAGGUUUAACUAGGCACCUAAAAGCAAAAUAUAUAUGUAUACUUUGGAAAACGUUAGAGUCUCUAAUACUUCACACGCCACAGUGAAGUGCUGUGCUCCAUCACGCCAUUUUCUUGAAUGACAUUCUACUAAAUUGCUAUUAUAAACCUGAGGUUGUAAAGCUCUAGACAUAUUCAGUGUAUUAUCAUACUAUGGUUACCAAAUGUUGAUUGGGCCAACAGUUUUGAGUUUCUAAAAAAGAUGAAUUCCAAGUUGUAUCUGUCUUUCAUAAAAAAAAAAAGCGCCUUAAACCAUUUGUGCUAUUAACAGUGUUCAGCCUCUAGAAUUCAGCAUUUUACAAAACAGAGCGGCAAAGUAGCAUACCCUCAAUGGCCGCUCGAGCACCUUGACCGAUUACCUCCUGGGGAGAGCAGGUCACGGGGAGAAGUGCGAGGCUACAGGGGAUGUCCCUGCUUCCUUUUCGGCUGUAGUCAUGUGAAGAAGUAAGUGGUUGACAUUUUCAGCGUAUCUGAAGAGGCAAACUUUAAGUCUUCAUGCAAAUAAUGCCUGCAGGUAAAGCUGAUAUACUUGAAUAAAAAUGCAAAGGAAAAUUUGCCUUUUUAAUCAUUUAUUCAACAAUAAUGCAAGUACAGUAAUCCCUCCUCCAU